AUCCCGCUUGCUGUCUUGUCAUCCUUUUAAUCUUAAAAAAGGUGAUAAAAAUGGCCGAACAACUCAGUAACAACGAAACAGAAACGAAGCAACAAAAUGGUGACGGUGUUCAUAAUCAGAUUUUAGGGAGUGCAGACGUUCAAUUAAAAAGCAGUUUGUUGGUCGUGGUAGGGGAGCCAUUCAAUGUUGAGCAGAAGGAUUUGAUUCUGGAAAGAAUUGUGAUAGAACUAAGUGCCUGGGAUGUGGACCAAUCAAAAUGUGAUCUCAACCAGCAACUUAGUUCCUGCUCUGCUUUCCAAUCUUCCAAUCAAGAAGCUGAGAAAAGAUUUGAGCAUGAAAGCCCUGAGCUGCAUGCAUCUAUCCUCAUUAAUCCCAGCCUAGAAAGCACUGUUGCUACUGUAACUGACUUCCUCACCAGACCUUCUACUUACAAAUAUUUGCUUCAUUCUGGUCCAGUUCUGCAGAAUAAUGGAGCCUGGUUACUUCAGGAUGGAGCAUUCACAUUUCAUCAUUUCCAGGAAAUUGUUAAAAAGUUGGAUUUGCAAGGAGGAGAGGGUUCUGUUGUGGGGGAUGUCAGUUUGGUGGAGAAGUUUGCUGACUGGAAUGAUGCUUUGCUGUCUAAGUUGGCUCCAAAGUUGAAGCUCCGCCUUUCGAGACCAGCCACGUCACUAAAAGAUGAAACAGGAUUGAUCAAAUUCAGUGACAACAUAUCAACCUACUUGAAACCAUUCUCAGUGGCUGACAGGAUGAAGCCAGGUGAUUCGAUUGGCUCGCUUAAUUUCGAGCAGCCUACUUGCUACAUCUUCCCCGCUGGACAAGGUACAUCUCUGGUUUUUGGGAUUGAGGGAUUCACCAUGCUUAUUGAUGGAGGAUAUAAGAGGAGUUGCACAUUUUGGGAGUUUGUGAGGCAUCUCAACAGGAUCGACUGCAUGAUGAUUUCACGACUCACCUACGACAACAUCUUUGGACUUUUGUCAUUUUUUGAGAAGAAAUCGACAGAAAAGGGUGGUCCAGAUGUUGGAGUUGUCAUGUUGAAUGUUGGAGACACUCGCCAUAAGACGCCCAACCCCGUUGCUAAUAACAACAAUGGAGCAAGUGGCCACACUACUUCUGGAUUGAUUGUGAGCAUUGCUGAGGAAGGAAGAUUAUUGGCUGAACAUAUGUCAAUCACUCACCUGGCUCCUCCCCAGCCAGUUAUAGGGUCAACAGUUCAUCCAAUCAGCUUGUACUACAAAGUAGGUCAUGGAUCAUUAGAUAUGUAUGUCAUCAGUCCUACCUAUGACAGCAAAGAACUGAAAGAUUACCUCAAUCAAUGGUCCAAGGUGGUGGACAGUUAUAAGGGAGGAAUUCCAUUGGUUGAUCACCUGUCAGUCAGUUUUGCAUUGCUAU
Messenger RNA from Helobdella robusta, 1389 nucleotides. RefSeq lists its product as hypothetical. The transcript is spliced from 6 exons. The annotation marks the transcript as partial. Lineage: Eukaryota; Metazoa; Annelida; Clitellata; Rhynchobdellida; Glossiphoniidae. Gene Ontology annotation, cellular component: microtubule associated complex; dendrite; cytosol. Gene Ontology annotation, molecular function: microtubule binding; actin binding. Gene Ontology annotation, biological process: regulation of microtubule depolymerization; dendrite development; axonogenesis. The record is from RefSeq and is a predicted model, not a curated record.